This is a messenger RNA of Jatropha curcas, 3478 nucleotides long. The record is from RefSeq and is a predicted model, not a curated record. NCBI's taxonomy places the organism in Eukaryota, Viridiplantae, Streptophyta, Magnoliopsida, Malpighiales, Euphorbiaceae.
UUUUUAUACAAAAUCAGUUUUUGCCCUUGGAAACGGUAUCACUAAUCCCCCCUUCUCCUACCUUCCUCGUCUAGCACCCAUCACCGUCUCUGCUGCUGGCGCCGCCGCGUACUUUAUCUCCGCUGCUUCCUAAAUUAAUUUAUCUGCGCUGGUGAAGGCGAGUGAUAUUAAUUUGCAGCCAUGACAUAUCAUUUGGUUUGAGUUUUAGGUGGAGUCGUUCUCUGGCCCAAACCCUCUUGUUAGUUGAAUCUGAAGUUCCAUCAUCUUCAUUAGCAGCAAACAAAGUUAAAAAGAGCCAUAGCCUUCUCAAAUCUCUAAGAUUCCGGAACAGCACAAAAGCAACGGAAAGAUGUGCUCCUGUUAAAAUCCUCCCAAAUCAACAACGAGACAGUCAAACGUCCUGCUCUGCUCGGCAAAACCCCAGAAAACGACAUUUGAUUGAACUUCAGCCAAGGCUAAGAAUUAGUCUUGUAAGUUGUCCCUUGCAUUGCUAAUUUCAUACAUUUCGGUGAUGAUUCGUUUACUCUACUCUAAAACACCACAAUUGGUAUCUCCUAUUUUGAGACAUUUUUGUGAUUUAAGGACCUAUUCAAAGUUUCUUCAAUCUACACCAGCUGCCAUUAUCAGAGCUUUCUCGUCUGAUAACAAAACAACAGUAGAAACCUCUUUUACAGUUUCAUACCUCAUAAAUUCAUGUGGGUUGUCACAAGAGGCUGCUAAUUCUGCUUCUAAGAGAGUGCAAUUUGAAACCGUAGAAAGGCCAAACUCUGGGCUUGCUCUUCUCCACAAAUAUGGUUUCUCUAAUCCCCAAAUAACCAAAAUUGUUAAGUUAUAUCCAUUGCUUCUUUUAGCUGAUCCUGAGAAAACUAUUUUUCCAAAGCUUAUGUUUUUCUCUUCUAUUGGGAUCAGUAGCCCAGACAUUAUAGAGAUCAUCUCUUCAAAGCCAGGUAUAUUAACCCAUAGCUUAAGGAAUCGAAUUAUUCCUGUUUAUGAAUUCCUCAAGUCUGCAUUGCUAUUUGAUGAUGACAUGGUCAAUAAAGCUAUGAGAAGGGGAUCGAGAAUUUUUCAACGCAAUGUGGAAAGGGUUAGUGCUCCUAAUUUGUUGUUCUUGAGAGAAAUUGGAAUGCCACAAUCCUCUAUCCAGCUGUUAUUGAUACAUCAUACUAAUUUGUUGUUGUAUAAAGUCGACAUGUUUCGCGAGAAGAUCAAAGAGGUUAUGAAUAUGGGUUUCUACCCUACAGAAACGAAGUUUAUCCAUGCUCUUGCUUCAAUGCUCCAAUUAUCUGAAUCAAAUUGGGAACACAAAAUUGAGGUUUAUGGAAGAUGUGGUUGGUCUGAAGCUGACGUAAUGUUUGCUUUCAAAAAGGCUCCUGAAAUCAUGACUUUUUCAGAGAAGAAGAUAAUUGGUUGUAUGGAUUUUCUUGUUAAUGUGAUGGAUAUGAAGCCUUCAGAAAUAGCUGGAACUCCUUACCUUCUUUGUUACAGUACGAAGAAAAGAAUCAUUCCCAGGGGUUUAGUUAUUAAAAUUUUGAAGUCGAAAGGUGCAUUGGAGAAGAAUAUCUGUUUCUCUACUGUGGUGGGAUUAACUAACAAAUGCUUCUUAGAAAGGUAUAUGGACAAACACAGGGAGCACAUUCCUUAUUUGCAGGAUGUCUUUGAAGGUAGGAUGUGUCCUCAAGAACUAGGCCUUCAAUAUGGGCAGAAAUUCCUGCAUGAAUGCCCGCUUGGCCUAAUGGUCGAUGAUGAAAACAAAUGGGGGUGCCCCCAAUUAAAGGCUAGCUUAAGGAAUCGAAUUAUUCCUGGUUAUGAAUUCCUCAUGAAUGCUUUGCUAUUCGAUGAUGACAUGGUCAUUAAAGCUAUGAGUAAUCAAUCAAGAAUUUUGCGACAGGAUGUUGAAAAGAUUAGUGCUUCUAAUUUAUUGUUCUUGAGACAAAUUGGAACGCCACAAUCUUUAAUCCAGCAGAUUUUGAUGCAUCAUCCUAGUGUGCUGUGCCACAAAGCUGAUAAAUUCCACGAUAAGAUCAAAGAGCUUAUUGAUAUGGGGUUCUGCCCUACAGGAAUGAAGUUUAUCUAUGCUCUUCAAGCAAUUCUACUCAAUGAAUCAUACUGGCAACGGAAAAUUGAGGUUUAUGGAAGAUGUGGUUGGUCUAAAGAUGAGAUCUUGAAAGCUUUUAAAAAGGAUCCUCGAUGUAUGCGUUUCUCGGAAAAGAAAAUAAUUGGUACUGUCCAUUUUCUUGAUAAUGUGAUGGAUUUAAAGCCUUCAGCAGUAGCUGCAAAUCCUUUGAAGAAGAGAACCAUUCCUAGGCGUUUAGUUUUUAAAACUUUGAUGUUGAAAGGUGUAUUGAAGAAGAAGACCAGUUUCCGUUCUGUAUUGUUAUUAACUGACAAAUGCUUCUUAAAAAUGUAUAUAGACAAACAUCUGGAGGAUAUUCCUUAUUUGCUGGAUGUCUUUGACGUUAUGUUUGCAUUACUAUACACUAAAACACCACAAUCGCUCUCUCCUAUUUUGAGAUAUUUUUGUGAUUUGAGUACCCAUUUGCGGCUUCUUCAAUGUACACCAGUUAUUAUUAACAGAUCUUUCUCAUCAACAAUCAGUAGUAAUAAAGAACAACCGGAAACCGGAAAAAACCUCUUUACAGUUUUUCCUACCUCAUUAAAUUCAUGUGGAUAUGUCACCACCGGCCGCUUAUAUUCUGCUUCCAAGAGAGUGCAAUUUUUAACUCCAGAAAGACCAAACUCUGUCCUUGCACUACUCAAUCAACAUGGUUUCACCAACUUCCAAAUAGCUAAACUUGUUAAGUAUGACCCAGGAUUUCUUUUAGCUGAUCCUGAGAAAACUAUUUUUCCCAAGCUUAAGUUUUUCUAUUCUGUCGGGAUUACUGGCCCAGACCUUGCAAAAAUCAUAUCUGUAAACCCAAGUCUAUUACGCCAUAGCUUACCGAAUUUUAUUAUUCCUGCUUAUAAAUUUGUCAGGAGUGCUUUGCUAUUUGAUGAUGACAUGGUCAUUAGAGCUUUGAGGCCAGGAUCAAGAAUUCUUCUAUAUGAUGUGGCUCCUAAUUUAUUAGUCUUGAGGGAAAUUGGAAUGACACAAUCCCUUAUCAAUAUGUUAUUGGCAUAUCAUAGUUCUUUGAUAUGCCAUAAAGUUGACAAGUUCCGGGAUAAGGUCAAAGAGGUUAUUAAUAUGGGGUUCUGCCCUACCAAAACAAAGUUCGUCCAUGCUCUUCAUGCAAUUAUCAGCAUUAGUGAAUCAAAUUGGCAGCACAAGAUUGAGCUUUAUGGAAGAUAUGGUUGGUCUAAAGAUGAGAUGUUGUCAGUUUUCAAGAAACAUCCUCUUUGCAUGACCCUUUCGGAGAAGAAAAUAAUUGGUGUUAUGGAUUUUCUUGUUAAUUUUAUGGACAUGAAGCCUUCAAAAAUAGCUGCAAGUCCUUACCUUUUUACUUCCUUUACCUUUUUAGCUUCGAGUUUGAAGAAGAGAUAA